Messenger RNA from Striga hermonthica, 1071 nucleotides. The record is from the annotation of a GenBank genome assembly. Lineage: Eukaryota; Viridiplantae; Streptophyta; Magnoliopsida; Lamiales; Orobanchaceae.
AUGGUGAAUAAUAGGAAUUGUGAUAGCAAUAGUAAUCAGGAAGAUGGGGAUAAGAACCCAUCAGCCAUCUCUAGAGGCGGAGCCACCAGGUCAUGGGGUCCCACUAUUUCCGGCCAAUCUGUGUCCACUAGUGGCAGUGUAGGGUCUCCCUCCAGCCGGAGUGAGGCUGCCAUGCCAACACCAGCUAGUGAUAGUACAUUUGUUCGGUUAAACAAUCUUGACAUACAAGGGGACGAUGCUGGAUCUCAGGAGCCUACUGGGAAGAAGAAGAGAGGUCAACGUGCGGUUGGAGGUGAUAAAAGUGGCCGAGGGCUUCGUCAGUUUAGCAUGAAAGUGUGCGAGAAAGUUGAAAGCAAAGGGAGAACCACAUAUAAUGAGGUAGCAGAUGAACUUGUUGCUGAAUUUACAGAUCCCAGCAACAACGUUGCAACACCAGACCAGCAACAAUAUGACGAGAAGAAUAUACGUCGAAGGGUAUAUGAUGCUCUCAAUGUGCUAAUGGCAAUGGAUAUAAUUUCUAAAGAUAAAAAAGAAAUUCAGUGGAAGGGUUUGCCUAGGACGAGCUUGAGUGACCUUGAAGAACUUAAGACCGAACGUCUUGGACUGAGAAGUAGAAUUGAAAAGAAAGCUGCAUAUCUUGCGGAGCUGGAAGAACAAUACAUUGGUCUUCAGAACCUCAUACAACGUAAUGAGCAACUGUAUGGUUCAGGAAAUGCCCCAAGUGGUGGAGUGGCCUUGCCGUUUAUUUUGGUUCAGACUCGCCCUCAUGCAACUGUGGAGGUGGAAAUAUCAGAAGACAUGCAGCUUGUGCAUUUUGAUUUCAAUAGCACUCCAUUCGAGCUACAUGAUGAUAAUUAUGUUCUCAAGGCCAUGAAUUUUGGCAAGAAAACACCAGCAGAUAGCACAGAACAGAAUAUGCGUAAUGAUGGAGGAGAAAGCUCGAGCAUGGCCAAUAUGUACACACAAUCUCCACAAAUAUCUCAUCCUCAGAGGACAAACUUAUCAGGUAGGGCCCCCACCUCGCCUCCUCUCCCCGGAAUAUUGAAGGCGCGUGUCAAAAACGAGCAUUAG